AUGUUCGUGGCGGCCGCGGAGAGUGCCGCCCUCUGGCGCUGCAAGUCCUGCGGCAAGGAGGUGUCCAACCGCUGGCACCACUUCCACUCGCACACCGCGCAGCGCUCGCUGUGCCCCUACUGCCCGGCCACCUACAGCCGCAUCGACACACUGCGCUCUCACAUGCGCUUGAAGCACGCCAAUCUGCUGCUCAAGCAC
Brenthis ino (lesser marbled fritillary) is the source of this 198-nucleotide messenger RNA. The record is from the annotation of a GenBank genome assembly. NCBI's taxonomy places the organism in Eukaryota, Metazoa, Arthropoda, Insecta, Lepidoptera, Nymphalidae.